AGCAAUCUCAUUGAAACAUUUGAACAAACAGUUGGUGGGCAUUCUUAUGAACAGCACAAAAUUGACAAAACCAAGAACAAAGUGGGAAUAUUUGAACAACUUGUCCACAAGCAUCAAUCUCAUUGAAGCAUUUCGACGAGCAGUUCAUGGGCCUUCUUAUAAACAGCGAAAAUAAUGAUAUUCAAACGUACCCGAAUCCGCAAUCCAAAACAUAAAGCGAGAGGAUGAGGUAACGAAGCGAGGUCUACUCUCUGCCGCUAUUCCCUCCAUGGCCUCGGCUUGCUGUGGCCUCCCUCGAUUCCAAAUCUCAGCAGCUGUUAAUGGAUCCUCCUACGCUGGGGCGACCCGAAACCGGAACCCGAAUCCUGUUGCUUGCGUGGCAGAUAAUAAGAAGAAGAGAUGCUUGAGAUGCGGGAAUCUGUACGAAGACAGGGAGAACUCUCCCGUUGCUUGCUCCUUCCACGGCCACGCCACGGGUGAGAAGGGGUUAUUCUCAUAUGCUCCCCCUCACCAAGGGAUUGAUGGUGAGUGGAGCGAUAAAAGUGGCGUUAUAGUUUACAAAUGGAAUGAGAAAACUAGUAGACCCAACACUGGGAGUGCAAACUGGAGGAGGAGGUGGAGUUGUUGCGCAGAGUAUGAAGAGGAUGCUUCCCCUUGUAAACGCGGGUGGCAUGUUUCCUAUGAUGAUGGUUUCACUCUUCACUAGCAGUUUAUUUAUAGUGUGAUAAUAUUUGUGACUGUUGUCAUGGCUGCUGAAUCUUUUUCUUAUGAGGUUUUUUUUUAAUGAAACAUGUUAUUUUCUCAUGAACAAAUACU
Asparagus officinalis (garden asparagus) is the source of this 816-nucleotide messenger RNA. RefSeq lists its product as uncharacterized. The record is from RefSeq and is a predicted model, not a curated record. The coding region runs from base 269 to 706 and encodes 145 amino acids. NCBI's taxonomy places the organism in Eukaryota, Viridiplantae, Streptophyta, Magnoliopsida, Asparagales, Asparagaceae. The transcript is spliced from 2 exons.